Clupea harengus (Atlantic herring) is the source of this 2237-nucleotide messenger RNA. It is a transcript of the gene ccng1, whose product is annotated as cyclin G1. The record is from RefSeq and is a predicted model, not a curated record. Lineage: Eukaryota; Metazoa; Chordata; Actinopteri; Clupeiformes; Clupeidae.
GCAGGGUGAGCAGCCCAAGUCGGUGCCUGACACCAAGGGUUGGGGUGUGCAUGGACGGAUCAUUACGUUUGCUUUAAACUUGAGUACAUAUUGUAUAUGCUUUUAUUUUUGUUUCUAUUUCAUAAAGCUUAUUUUGAAAUCUUUUUAGUUUUUUUUAACAAAGUAUCGUGUAACAUUUGAAGUUAUCAAUUCUCCGCAAUCAAGCCAAACUACAAGAAGAUGAUUGACACAUUAUCAGGACCAGGUGCCUUGCCUUUUGCUGUGCAGCUCAAGGCCCUAAUAGACCAGGAGGGCAGAUUCCAGCCCAAACUGUGUGGCCUGAGACUCAUUGAAACGGCCCAAGACAACGGACACAGAAUGACCGUCAAACUGAGGGAGUUUGAAGUGAAGGAUCUUCUUUCUCUGACCCAAUUCUUUGGAUUUAGUGCAGAAACAUUCUCUCUUGCCGUCAGUCUUCUGGAUAGAUUCCUUGCAGUGAUGAAGAUUCAGCCCAAACAUCUGGCCUGUGUGGGCCUGUGCUGCUUCUACAUCGCAGUGAAAUCUGCGGAGGAGGAGAAGAACGUCCCCGCGGCCAAUGAGCUGAUCCGCAUCAGCCAGAGCCGCUUCACCAUCUCGGACAUGAUGCGCAUGGAGAAAAUCAUCCUGGAGAAGCUGUACUGGAAGGUGAAGGCCCCCACAGCCCUCCACUUCCUGCGCCUCUUCUUUUGUCGCAUCCAGGAGCAGGUGGACGGAGACAGCAAGAGUAUCCUCAACAUUGAGAGACUUGAAGCCCAGUUGAAAGCAUGCCACUGCUGUUUUGCCUUCUCCAAAGUUAAGCCAUCUCUGCUUGCCUUAGCCUUAUUGGCUCUUGAAAUCCAGGAACAGCACGAGUACUGCAAUGCUGAAGGCCUUCUGGAGGCCCUACAGGGACUACAGCAGCAUCUUGGUAUCAAAGAUGGUAACUUGCUGUGCGUGAGGGUGCUUGUCGCGAAGUGCCUCGUUGUGUAUUCUUCCACAAAGUGCUCGAGACCAAACCGUCAGAGACUCCGAUGGGUUAUAUCCGGCAGAACUGCCAGACAGCUGAAGCACAGCUACUACAAAAUUGCCCACCUACCGACAAUCCCUGAGUCUGCUUCUUGAUGUGUAGUGGAUGUGGUGUGGGAAAACCAGACACGCAAAACUGAAGUGAACACCAAGCAAGCAUUUCUGUUUUUAAAAGGAGUUAUGUAAUCCAUUAUCUUGGUACUUCAGUUUUGUCCUCUGGUUGCCCAGCACCUCCCCCCCCCCCCCUCCCUAAGUGCUUCUCUGAUAGCUGCAGAUUCGGGAACAGAUCCAGCCAUGAUUGGUCACAAACAUGACUGUUCAUAGCCAGGUCUGCUCCCGAGACCGUUGUUGGAUUUGACUUGCUGAGAAGCUAUCUUACAGGAAAAUGCUAGAUUUUGUUUUUGUUUGCUUUGUUUCUCUACUCCCCCCUCUUUUUUACUUUUUUUUUUUUUUCUCAUGUACUUACAAAUCUAUUUAUUUCAUAUCUGCACUGACUGGAGAGAAUCUAGUUAAGAGUGGGUUUGAUGGCACCUAGGCAGGAGACGAUUGACGAUCCUCUCUUGCCCAGUUGCCUGCACUAAUGUACAGUGUGUUCUCGCCUGAAUCUGUGCCUGGAGCGGCGCCGGUUUUUGUUUAAAGCAAAGAAAUAUAGUACCACCUAGGUCCUCAGUCCACUAUGUGGAAGAGGAGGGAGAAGGGUUUUGUGAAAAUUCAUAAGACCAGGGAACCAAGAAAUCAGGCCCAAAACCCUUAACUUCCACCCUAGGUUGCUGAACUGUCUUAAUGCACACUCCUUACCCACGGUGACUUAAAAUGGAAAAAAUUCGUAUCCUUUAUGUGAAAGUGUUUGGCUUUGCCUACUGAGUUGACGUCGAAUAUGACGUGUGUUUUAAUUCACUUUUUUUUUUUUUUUAUGAACUUGAUGGAUCCCAUACUUAGUUGCAUGAACUAACUGAGGUUUUGAAAUUCAGAGUGAUUUCUGGACUUUAUGGAUUUACAAGUAAUACAAUGGUUGAAUGAAGGAAGAUUAACCUGAGUGAAUUAAAAACAUGUUAAUGGGGUUUCCCAGUGAACAUUGAUGUCAAAGGAAUAAUAGCACCUUUAGCCAUGUGAAUCUUCCAUUAGUGAGAAUAUGGGCUCAAGAAACCUUUGUUACCAUCUAAAGGAACUUAAAAGUGGACCUUUCAAUAAAGUGUUAUUGAAAUGCAGCACCA